UAGUUUAACAUUUUUUUUUCUUCAAGAGAACAAGUUGAGCGUGGGUAAGUUUUGGCUCCAAAUUAAUAGACCUCCAUGGACUUCUCAAAGAGUUGCGACAGGUUUUCCUGCGUCUGCGCCCUGGGUGCUAGCUUAGUGAUCCUUUCCUGGGGCAGGGUUCCCUCCACCAAGGCGGGUAUAUCGCUGCUGGAGAAUCCCAGCUCUCGGAGGCCAUUUUCUAUGCCCGCGCGUUGCAUAAAACCGCGUACAGUGUCCGCCAAAAGACGACCGGCGUCUGCUUUUUCGACACCUCGCACUUCUGCGCCCAGCAACUGGGCAGCCUCCAAAUGCCGAUCCGGACAAGCUGGAGCAGUGAACUCAAAGACCGCCGGAGCACUGAUCACCACGGAUAGGCCGUGUGGAAUAAGAGCGUGAUCCGCGGAGUAGCCCUUUGGCUUGUAAUCCCUCACAUUUCCAGAAAUAGGAUAGGAAAGGCCAUGACACAGGUGCACUCCGGCAUUACCAAAUCCCACGCCAGCCAUUGUGGAAGCCAGGUGCAUCUGGGAUCGGGCUUCUAGGUUAUCGGGCUGCUUUGAACUACAAGAAGACCCGAAAAUGUGCGACUACCAGAUGGAGUACUCCUUUAUUUUUGAAGACAGCUCCUGCGAGGGCGAUGCCUCGAUGGCAUCCUACGACAAUGGAUUCGAGUCCAUGUGGCAUCAAGUGCGCGAGGAGUUGCAAAGGGAGCGGGAGAUGAAUGAGCUCUGCCAGGUUUUCCAGCAAAACUUGAGCCUGAGUCCGCCGGUCAUCGCGGAUAGAUGGAGAUUCUGACUGGACCUCCCAAAAGCCAACUUAUUGUGAUAUUUGUAAAUUAUAGUUUUAGCAGUUCGUUUGCCACAUGAGUGGAACAUCGUGAAUGCACUUUUGAUAAGUGCUCGGUUAUUUUAUAUUGUAACUACCAGCCUUCAGAGGCGAUCGUAUGCAUAGUUUCUUGAAGUCAAUUUGUCCGUGUAUUCAAAUGUUUGCUUUCGUGAAAACUCGCAUUGUUUUGUCACUCUACCAAGUAAUCAAUUUGUACCAAUCAAUCGCAUAUGGUUGUCCUAGAUCUAAAAAUGGCAAUAAUUUGCCUUCGGUAUUGCACCUAAUGUAUUCAAGAACAAGUAGGGAAGCUCGAAAUUUCUCAAAUACUUACCCAAAAAAUAGAUAGAAAUAUAUUUUCGAUUCGCAAUCGU
Molecule: messenger RNA, 1211 nt
Organism: Drosophila melanogaster (fruit fly)
Lineage: Eukaryota; Metazoa; Arthropoda; Insecta; Diptera; Drosophilidae
Gene: pgc
Product: polar granule component
Exons: 2
Coding region: 595-810 (71 amino acids)
Source: RefSeq, marked reviewed